AUGCGUCCUAGACGCCGGACUCGUGGGGAAACCCCUCCCAUUCCAGGAGAUGAGCAUACUCCUGGAGGAAUAGCGGAAGCGUUGGGACGUAUUGUGCAGCAGUUGACUGCAGCGCUUCCGGGCUCCAGAACUGACUUUACCAUGGAGCGAGCGAAGAGGCAUGGAGCUUAUAGCUUCUCUCAUGCUCCUGAGGCUAUGGAUGCCCAGAAUUGGUUGAACAAAAUGGAAAGAGUCUUCACUCAAAUCCAUUGCCCCGAGGAUCGAAAAGUGGGCUUAGCGGUGGAUUUUCUGGAUGGUGUAGCUUUUGAUUGGUGGUCUUAUAUGAGCAGGGACUUAGAGAUUGAUGGCCCAAUUACUUGGGAACAGUUCAAGGAGCACUUUACUGAGAGAUAUUUUGGCACAGCCAUUCGGGAUAGGAUGAAAUAUGAGUUCUUGCAUCUGCAAAAGGGGGACAUGACCGUAACAGAAUUUGAACAACGGUUCACCCAACUGGCCCAGUUUGUGCCUGAUAUGGUUAGCACUGAGAGGGAGCGGAUUUAUAGGUUUGUGGAUGCUUUGGGGGGUAAGUAUUCUGAUCAGCUGACCGGAGUACCAUUUACUGAUUAUGCUGAGGUCGUUAAUGCUGCUUUACGACUUGAGACUAGGUAUAUGUCUGGUAUCCGACCUCGGGAUUUGGGUGGCCCCAGUCAGGGCCCACCCAAGAAGGCUGCUUCCACUUCUGGGUCAGGAUCUUCAGCAGGCAGCGGACAGAGUAGUGGGUCUGGUGCUGGAUCUCGUUAUAGACGCGGGGGGCGUGACAUGAGAUUCCCUCGGGGGCAGUUUAGUGGACGCCCGUUUGGGCAGAGCAGAGUUGGUUUUGGUGGUCAGCAUAGGGCUCCAGCUAGGCAGACAGCCCCGUUUGGGCAGUACCAGUCAGUCGGAUGCUUUGAGUGUGGACAGCAGGGCCACUUUAGGAGGGAUUGCCCUCUAUUGACUCAGAGAGCUGCAUUUACCCCUUAUCAGACCGCGGGUCAGUCUUCUGCCGGUACGUCUAUUAGUGGUACCGUGGCUUCUACUAGCGGUACCCAUCAUAGUUCAGCAGCCCGUGGCAGCCCGCAGCGGGGUAGGGGUCAGAGAGGACGUCCUACCACUCAGGCUAGGUUGCAUGCCAUGACGCAGCAGGAGGGCCACGACUCACCAGAUGUUAUCAUUGGUACGUUGUCUGUUUUUGGUCAGCCUGCUUAUACUUUAAUUGAUCCUGGUGCAUCGCAUUCUUUUAUGUCGAGUAGAAUUGCAUGUUUUGCGAAUGUGCCAUCAUCACUUCUUAUUGGUGAAUGGAAUGUGUUAUUACCUGCUGGAGCAUCACUUAAGAUAGAAUGGGUUUUUAGAGGUUGUGAUGUUUUGAUUGAGGGUGUUAGUUUGGAGGUUGAUUUAAUUCCAUUAGACCUUGUUGAAUUUGAUGUGAUUUUGGGGAUGGAGUUUUUGGCGACUCAUCGGGCUAAUAUUGAUUGCUUUCGUAAGAUUGUGAUCUUUCGAAGUCCAGGAAAGCCAAUGAUUACCUUUCAGGGAGAACGUAAUGUUCUAGCUUCCUGUAUGAUUUCCGCUUUGACCGCGGAGAAGCUGUUGAAUAAGGGAAGUCAGGCUUAUUUGGCACAUGUGGUGGACACUAAUAGGGAAGAGCUGAGUAUUAGAGAGAUACCAGUGGGAGAUAGAUUUCACUAUUGA
Molecule: messenger RNA, 1704 nt
Organism: Rosa chinensis
Lineage: Eukaryota; Viridiplantae; Streptophyta; Magnoliopsida; Rosales; Rosaceae
Exons: 2
Coding region: 1-1704 (567 amino acids)
Molecular function (GO): nucleic acid binding; zinc ion binding
Source: RefSeq, a predicted model, not a curated record